CUCUUUGUACACGGAGGGCUGACUGGAGAGUCUCCCGGAAGUGACGUUAAAGCGUACGUCCAGGAGCCGCUUGACAGGAGACGAUGGCCAAGGUCACCUUUAAGGUCACGCUCACUUCGGACCCGCGGCUGCCUUAUAAAGUGUUAAGCGUGCCUGAAAGUACACCUUUCACUGCUGUCUUGAAGUUUGCAGCAGAAGAAUUCAAAGUUCCUGCGGCAACGAGUGCCAUUAUAACAAAUGAUGGAAUAGGAAUAAAUCCUGCACAGACAGCUGGAAACGUUUUUCUGAAGCACGGUUCAGAAUUACGGCUCAUUCCCAGAGAUCGUGUUGGGAGAUGUUGGUCUUGGCUUGUGGCAAAAGAAUAUAAAUAGUGGACAGCUUAAUCAGUAAGCAUCUUCACUUAUGACAAAUUAGCCUUCCUUACCAGAAUGUAGAGUUAUCUUGCAAUUAUACUUCCCUGUGAAAUCAUUGCACAGCAGCAGUUUGCCUGCUAAGAAUGGCCCUGGAAGCUGGAUGCACUGCCUUGUGUCUUUCAUCUGUUGGAAGUUUUACUGAAAGAGAGAGCUGUACCAUCUUCCUAGUGGGGGAAGACUUCUAAAUGGGAGCCUCUCUCUGGUACCUGAAUACAGUUACUCCAGUCCAAUGAUUCCUUACCGGUGUGGAAGCCCCAGGGCACAUACAACACUCUGCCAUUUGCUUUCCCAUUCAUUUAGAUGGAACAUGCUGUUCUGUUGCCUGUGCCAAAGUUUCUGAAGUGAACAGGAAAACUGCUCAUUUUGUGAUCUCCCCAUUUGCAUAGGAGCACUGGAAUUGUGCUUUGGUUCAAAGACUUUUAAUCUUGCGCCAUUAGAAUGUCUGUAACUAUUUUAAGAACAUCUCCACUUUGAUAAGACUUUUAUGGUAAAUGGUUUAAGUACAUCAUUGUAUAAAUAGGAAAGCAUGGAAAUACAGGAAUUUCAAGAACUCUGGCAUUUAUGGCAUCUAUCCCCACAGUGUCUGGUAUCUUUCAGUUAAAUUCCUUGGAUUUGCACUUCUAUCAAGAAUUUUGUUCUAUAUUCCACCAAAAAUAACUAAAAUUAUUCAUUCUGUGAAGUAAUGUUGGUAGUAAGUAUUUAAAGUUACUAUACUUUUCACUGACUUGUUUAUUUAGGAUGUCAUACCAUAGGUUCAAGACUGCCUGUCUCUUACUAUGAAAUGCAUUACUGUAUUUUACACUGGACGGCUAAUAAAAUUUUUCAGUGUAUGA
Molecule: messenger RNA, 1246 nt
Organism: Heteronotia binoei (common prickly gecko)
Lineage: Eukaryota; Metazoa; Chordata; Lepidosauria; Squamata; Gekkonidae
Gene: UFM1
Product: ubiquitin fold modifier 1
Exons: 6
Coding region: 84-371 (95 amino acids)
Biological process (GO): protein K69-linked ufmylation
Cellular component (GO): cytoplasm; nucleus
Source: RefSeq, a predicted model, not a curated record